Messenger RNA from Plectropomus leopardus (leopard coralgrouper), 3186 nucleotides. It is a transcript of the gene sirt6, whose product is annotated as sirtuin 6. Gene Ontology annotation, cellular component: nucleus. Gene Ontology annotation, molecular function: transcription corepressor activity; histone H3K9 deacetylase activity, NAD-dependent; NAD+ binding. The record is from RefSeq and is a predicted model, not a curated record. NCBI's taxonomy places the organism in Eukaryota, Metazoa, Chordata, Actinopteri, Perciformes, Serranidae. Gene Ontology annotation, biological process: negative regulation of transcription by RNA polymerase II.
AACACAAUUAAAGACCGCCAGGAGGAUUUAUUCUUUAUUCAGCUUCACAGGAGCAGCUUUCUCAGCACAUUUUACAAAGACAACAGAUAUUAACAACAGAAAUGUCUGUGAAUUAUGCUGCCGGGCUCUCACCGUAUGCAGACAAAGGAGUCUGCGGACUCCCAGAGGAGUUCGACAGUCCUGAGGAGCUGAGGGUGAAGGCGGAGAUGCUCGCUCAGUUGAUAAAAGAAUCGGAGUACUUUGUCGUCCACUCUGGAGCAGGAAUCAGCACCUCAGCCGGCAUCCCUGACUUCAGGGGUCCGAAGGGUGUGUGGACGUUAGAAGAAAAGGGUGAGUCACCCCACUUUGACACCACAUUUGAAGAUGCCCGACCAAGUCUGACUCACAUGGCCCUCUUGGGACUGCAGAGGGCCGGCUACCUCAAGUAUCUCAUCAGCCAGAACGUGGAUGGCCUACAUGUGCGAUCAGGCUUCCCCAGGGAUCUGUUGUCAGAGCUUCAUGGAAACAUGUUUGUGGAGGAGUGUGAGAAGUGUGGCAGGCAGUACGUCAGAGAGAAAGUGAUCGGUGUGAUGGGACUGAAACCGACAGGGCGUUACUGUGAUGUGGUGCGAUCCAGAGGACUCAGAGCCUGCAGAGGGAAGCUGAUAAGCACCAUACUGGACUGGGAGGAUGCUCUUCCUGACAAAGACCUGAACAAAGCAGACGAUGCCAGCAGACGAGCAGACCUGGCACUGACGCUCGGCACCUCUAUGCAGAUCAAGCCCAGUGGAGACCUGCCACUUCUCACCAAGCGCAAAGGGGGAAAAUUGGCCAUUGUCAACCUCCAGCCCACAAAACACGACAAGCAUGCACACCUGCGUAUCCAUAGUUACGUAGAUGACGUCAUGAAACAGGUAAUGGAACUGCUGGGAUUGGAAAUCCCGAAGUGGGAGGGUCCUAUCGUCUGCGAGAGCUCCAAAUCCAACUCUGAGUCCACCACCGAUGUCAAACCGCUGCGUGCAGUUAAAGCAGAGAAAAAGGUGAAAAAGGACGUGAUUAAGGAGGAGAGGAAAAGGGACACAACGGCACUGACAGACAAUGGGAGUGUUAAGGAGGAGGCGAUCCCGGUAAAGAGGGAGAGAGCGGACUCCCCAGGGGAGACAAAUGAAGAAAACUAGCCUCAGGUAUUUUUACUCACAACACAAACUCGUCCAAAAAAACAAACUUUACAACUGAGGGUUCUCGAUUUAAUCAGUUUCAGAGGACAGGUUUUUCUCAUCUCAUGCCCUCUGCAGCAAACGCCCUUCAGGUACUGUAGUGGUUUUGUUAAUCCCAGAUGUUUGACACACUCCUAACAGCCGAGAUGAACAGCAGAGUGAAACUGACUCAGCAAGCAUUAAGCAGAAUCAGCUAAGUCAUUGUGUCCAGUAUAAGACCGUGGCUCUACACGGGGUGGAUGUUUGACUUAAAGUGGGUUUUUUUCCAUAUUUUUAGUCAUCAACUUGCUAAAAAGUACAUUCACAAAUACGCAGCCUGGGAUGUAAAAGUUCCACCUGCUACAGUGUGGACGUAGAAAGUGGUAACUUUGCAUAUUAUCCAAUUUGGGGCUUUAACUUACUCAGAGAACCAGUCUUUAAAGGGCAGCUCCAUCACUUUUGUUUGUUCUUUCAGAGUUUUUUUUGUAAUUAUGUAGCUUCCUGGUUGUGUUUCUUACAUAUUCAAAUCCAAAAAUUCAGAUUUUGGUCAAACUAUGACUGUUCAAGAUGAUAUUUUCCCAAGACCUACUAAAAACUUUUUCCCACCUGACCUGACUUAGGUUUCUACAUGGCGACACUGCUACAUGUAAACUGACCGAGCCAAGUGAUCUUUGGCUACAUUCAAACUGCAGGCAAGAGUGGCCCAAAAAGUUGUCUGAUUCAUAUUUUAUUUUAUUCUAUUUCUUUCAGAUAUGUGACUCAGACGUUUUUUUUAUUCGAGAAAGUGUGGACAGCACAAACAACAUGGAAUCUGAUCUUUUCAAUAAUGUUUUUCACCACUUUCAUAUGUGGUCCUAAAUCAGAUACGGGUCUGUUUUGGUUUUUUUUUUUUAAAAUACAACCUCAGUCUGAACAUUCAUAUCAAAAUUCACAUGACUCUUAUUUCACCUGAACUUGCGUGUCCUUUCUUGCUGCGAGAGUCUUCUUGAGAGGUGCUGAUAAAUUUAGCUUAAAAUAGUCCUUGACAUUCUUAAAUUUUAGCUUCUGUUUCAGUGAAGCUUUUCGCAUCAGAAGCCCAUCUCUCCUGGCUCAAACUCUGCAUCCACACACAUCUCCGUACACACGUGACAGUCAUAUGCUCCACAAAAUACUUGUCUCUCUUUCUCCUCAUCUUGUUAUAAUCUCUUUAUGAAUUCGCUGGCUAUCCCUGCACAUCAGCGUCUAAAUGAAACCAUAACUUUGACUUCAAUGGCCUCCAUAUUUACUUCCAUACAGCAGUAUGCUGUGUGUGAGGUCUUUGUUAUUAUUCUUUUGCUCACGUGGGUCAGUUAUGGAUUAUGACCAGUUCACACUAGAAUCUGAUAUUUGCCACAAAAAAAGGAUUUUAGCAAUAAACUGAAACUGAGCAAUACGGCUUGCAGUGUUAACAAAGGCCUUGAGAGUUGUCUGUUAUUAAUCAUAUGCUCCAGUUUGUGAGCAGCAGGUGGGAGUAUUGGGGCGCUGAUGCUAAUCAGUGUACCGCUGUGGAUGUUAUUUCGGUUGAUUUAGUUUGAACUAAACAGCUCAGGCAGUGGUAUACAAGAAACUCGCGCGUACUGCAAAGUAAAAUCACUGCAUUUGUCAAAGGAGUCUCCUUCUGAAGAAAGUAUAGAUACGUUUCAAUUCAGUUCCCUGCAGGAGAGGCUGUCUGGUAGCAGGGUAAAGCAGCAGAAAUAUUCUAGAUAUAACAUACACUUAAACUGAUGUAUAUAUUCUUUUAGACGUUUCUUUGUUAAAACCGGUAAUUUGACCUCACUGGGAGAACUGGGAUUGUGCAGACUGCCAUCUACUCUUGGUAAUACACAGUAAUGGUAAUACAGUAUGGAUUUAUAAAUGUGUUAAAAUACAACAUAAUUAAUAAAUAUUAGUUGAAAUAUACAAUUUAAAUGAGGUAUUAUGUUAUAUUGAAUCUUCAUGUGUUGUCACCUAGUUAAGUAAUGAUUUAACAUUAAUAAAAUAGCACCAUCUUUCA